UGGUGGCAGUAAUGCGUUUGCCAACCAUUAAUCAAGACAAGAAGAAGAAAACCUGCAAAAAGACUCUUCGUCUGCGGUAGAACCAAGUAAUGUAACUCAGCUUCCUUUAGUUUGGAUGAAAGCCGAGCUCAGCUGCCCAGAAUCUGUUGAAGGAAAAUCUAAAGAGAAGCUAACAACAGAGACAUGGACCAGCUUGAGCAGCGGCAGAGUGCAACAGAGGGAGAGAUUCCCGAAGAAGCGAUGAAAGAGGACAAAGAAAAUAAGCUGCGACACGUCACGGAAGACGGUUACUACACCAAGGUUCUGCUGGACGAAUCAAAUGUUAAGCAGAUGCUGAUGGUUAAAGAAGAAGCUCCUGAAGACCACAGAUCUGUUGCUGAGCUGCAUGACCCAAAGCCGCAGCAGAUAAAGGAGGAAGAGGAGGAAAUCUGCAUCAGUUUGGGGGCAGAGCAGCUCAACGGGAAGGAGGAGACUGAUGUCACUCCUGUAAAGAGUGAGGGUGAAAUACAGUCCAUUCUGCUCUCUCAGAAUUUUUAUGACGAUAAAAUUGAAGACAGAGAUCUUCCAGAAGAGAAUGAUGAGGGAGAAUCCAUUAAGAUAGAAAAUCAUGAAGAUGGUUCCAUUUUCUCAAAGAUUGAAGUCAUUGUAAAGGAUGAAGAGGACGAUGAUGUAAAAUAUCCUGCCUCUGAACUGAAUCAUUUGCCCGACUCUGGACUGAAAACGAAGGACGAGGAUAACGACUGGACGGAGAGUAGAGCCACCGAGUCUGACGGAAACAUCUUUUCUGAGUUUGCUGAACAAUUUCUUCACCGUCACUCUAUUCAGACACACAAGACACAUUCAGAAAUAAGAUCUGCAGCCCCUGUGCAUAACAACAAAUGUUUUACAGAGAAGAAAAAUGUGGACUCGGAAAGGAAAGUCCAGGCAGGAGAGACGUUUAGCUGUGAAGAUUGUGGUAAAACCUUUAUUAGAAAAUACAAUUUUAACAGACAUAAGCGAGUCCACACAGAGCAGAAAUCUUUCUGUUGUGAGCUUUGUGAAGAAAGAUUUAACCGUAAAUCAAGUUUGAAUUUACACAUGAGAAUUCACACAGAAUACAAACCUUUCUGUUGUGAUCUUUGUGGACAAGGAUUGAGGCACAAGCGCAGUUUAAAUGCACACAUGAGAAUCCACACAAAGCAGAAACCUUUCAGUUGUGAUCUUUGUGAACAAAGGUUUAACCGUAAAUCAAGUUUAAACACACACAUGAGAAUCCACACAGGACACAAACCCUUCUGUUGUGAUCUUUGUGGACAAAGCUUUCGCCAUAAAUCAAAUCUAAGUACACACGUGAGAAGCCACACAAGACAGCAACCUUUCUGUUGUGAUAUAUGUGGACAAAGACUUCGCUAUAAAUCAAGUCUAAGCAUACACAUGAGCAUUCACGCUGGACAGAGACCCUUCUGUUGUGAUCUUUGUGGACAAAGAUUUGUCAAUACGUCACAUUUAAACUCUCACAAGAGAAUCCACACAGGACUGAAACCUUUCUGUUGUGAUAUAUGUGGGAAAAGAUUUGCCCACAAGCCACAUUUAAGUGCACACACGCGAAUCCAUACAGGACAGAAACCUUUCUGUUGUGAUUCAUGUGGUAGAAAGUUUAGCGAAAAAGGAAAGUUAAAAAGACACAUGAGAAUCCACACCUAAGGUAAGUAGCUUAUCUAGGAAUAAUGAAACUGAACUACUGCUGUUGGCUGUGAGAUAUGUGUCAUUAAAGACAGCUGUAUUCUCUUGGUUUCAGUAUUUUUCCAGUGGUUAAUUUAAACAACAUUAAAUUAAUAGCCUGUGCCAUUCCCUGUUUUUCUAUCUACAGACCAAAUUGAGCCGUGUAUUUUCAUUGCAUGUAAAUAGUUUUGUUUAAGAGAAUCGGAUCACCUUUCUGUCGUUAAGAAAGGUGAGUUCAUGGUGACCUUGAGUCAAGAAUGUCUGCUAAUCCUUGAACUAAAGCGAAUCACCAGCAGGACGAUGAUCCCAAACGCAGCAGGAAACCCAGAAAGAUCAUCCAAAGGGAAUUAAGGUUCGGCAACGGCCUAGUUAAAACCCACACCAAACCUUGGCUUUCUGAAUAAGAAAGCCGUUUCUAGUUACCGUUAUAUCCCGAGUUCAGCUUGAUUGUGAUGCAAUUAGUUUUGAUAUGUUUCAUGUCUAUGAACUAAGUCUGGACGUUUUGUUGAUUUGAUUAAAUGUGUGGAUAGAAGCUUGACUUGUUCAUUUGAGUGAGAAAGGGAAAUUCAAUUGAAUAUACUUGAGCUUUUCUAAUUGAGUAACAUAAUUAAAUCACAUCUUGGUUAUGUUGAAAUCAAUACAAUGAAGAUGCUUCUAGAAAUCAGUUUUCUAUUGCAUUAUAAGUAUAGCCAUAUUUAUUUCAGUAGUGAUUCAGUGGCAGUCAAAAGCGCAGAGUAAAAUACUUAAAAAAAUAUAUUGUAGUAAAAAUAAAGCAGAGUACAUCAAAUGGCAUCUUUUUAAGGCAGCAGACAUUCUCAGUCUGCUAAUACAUUUUAUUCAAAAGGCGCCCUUUGUAGCAUAAAGAUCACCUUACAAAGACUAAAAGAAAGCAAAAAUGUAGAGUAAAAUGACCAGUCAAGAUGCUUGUUUGAACUGUUGGGUUUUAGGGAGGAUUUAAAGGGACAGUCCCAGAGAGACCUUUGGAGGGAGUGGUGACAUCAAAUUGUGGUGAAGCCUAUUUUGCUGUAGGAGGGAGAUGUGUUGAACCACACCAGUGGGGGCCAGUACAUUCGUUAGGCACAUAUAGGUUGCAUAUUCACAGAAUGGUAAAGGCGUGUUCAUCUACAGAAAACUUGCUCUGGGCUUUAGGGAGGCCAUCCAGCCAGCCGCCAUGGUUUUGAGUUAAAAAGUUUUUAAAGUUGACAGGAAGUUUGAAAAUGUUGCUUGAUAUUGGAAGACUGGAAGAUUACUACCUAGACACUACCUUUAAAGUCUUAAAAAAAAUGGCUAUAAUAAAAAAAAGCUAAGAUAAAUUAACAAUUAGCUUGGUGGAGAUACAAGUAAAGCCUGGCGGCCCGCCAGGCUUAUAAUACACUGUGGGAAACUCUGGACAGUCAGAGUUGGGAAACGGCGAGUGUGCCAGCCAUCCAGUAACUUUAUUCUUUUUAAAACUUUAUAUAUAUAAAGAUGAGUAUCAUAUAUCUGAUCGGGAAAAUAGCCAGUAGGAAAAUUGUUAUGAGGAAAUGGGGACAGGUGGAUCUCCAUUGCCCAGAACAACAGAUUGAAAUAGUAAGUAAAAAAAUCUACAUAAUGGAUUUAUUGUUAUUGCUUGUAUUCAUGUUGCAUUUGUUGUAAAUUGACGCUUUAACAAAUUAAACUUUAUCAAUAAAAAUCUGAUUUUGCAUUACCACAUACGCAAAUAAUGGGUGAAGUAACAAAGAAUCAUGUUGGGCUUUUGUAGACUGUAAAAAGCAUGAACAGAGGUGCAUUUUUCAUAUAUCAUUUAUUUUAUUAAACAAAAUCUCAGUAAAAACUCUUUAUGAAAUAGAAAGCAAGAUUUCCCUGUCAGUAGUUCGCUGGCCAUCCGGACUCCGUCAUCUCAUCCCCAACAAUCCUCCUUGUGAUUUCAACCACAGCUACAGAUCAGUUUCUUAUUAAAAUUUCACUUCAAACAAACAAA
Molecule: messenger RNA, 3661 nt
Organism: Gambusia affinis (western mosquitofish)
Lineage: Eukaryota; Metazoa; Chordata; Actinopteri; Cyprinodontiformes; Poeciliidae
Product: zinc finger protein OZF-like
Exons: 2
Coding region: 184-1683 (499 amino acids)
Biological process (GO): regulation of transcription by RNA polymerase II
Molecular function (GO): DNA-binding transcription factor activity; RNA polymerase II cis-regulatory region sequence-specific DNA binding
Source: RefSeq, a predicted model, not a curated record